This is a messenger RNA of Nicotiana attenuata, 633 nucleotides long. RefSeq lists its product as uncharacterized. The coding region runs from base 1 to 633 and encodes 210 amino acids. The record is from RefSeq and is a predicted model, not a curated record. Lineage: Eukaryota; Viridiplantae; Streptophyta; Magnoliopsida; Solanales; Solanaceae. The transcript has 2 exons.
AUGCUAAAGGAAUUUGUAUCUCGAUUUCAGAUGGAAUGCAUGGACCUCCCCCCGAUUACCGAUGAUUGGGCUGUCCAAGCCUUUACUCAGGCCCGAAGGCAGGAUUUAAAGAGACAUCGACAGAGAGCCCGAUCGAACAAAGAUCGAUACCAACCAUAUAGCGCAGAUCGAAGAAACAAUGGACCGGGACGUAAUCCCAUACGAAAUGAUCGAAGGAAUGAUCGAAGACAAAAUUCUCGAGGGCUCUUGAGUAAGAAUGGCUUUAAUAAAUACGUCGAGCCUAAGGAAGCACCACGGUUAUUGGAAUACAACUUCAGCAUCGAUGCUUCAAGUAUUGUGUCAGCCAUUGGGAGAAUCAAGGAUACUAGGUGGCCCAGGCCCCUGCAAACCAAUCCAGCUCAAAGGAAUCCGAAUCAAAUAUGCAAGUACCAUGGAAUCCAUGGUCACAGAACCGAGGACUGCAGACAACUAAGGGAGGAGGUAGAUUGUUUAUUCAACGAAGGUCAUCUUCGAGAGUUCUUGAGUGACCGAGCAAAAAAUCACUUCACAAACAGGGAUGCAAACAGGAAAAACGAACAGGAGGAACCACACAAUGUGAUUCAUAUGAUCGUCGGUGGAGUCGAUAUCCCUUAG